Messenger RNA from Acanthopagrus latus (yellowfin seabream), 6484 nucleotides. It is a transcript of the gene cc2d1a, whose product is annotated as coiled-coil and C2 domain containing 1A. The record is from RefSeq and is a predicted model, not a curated record. The coding region runs from base 154 to 3144 and encodes 996 amino acids. Gene Ontology annotation, cellular component: nucleus. Lineage: Eukaryota; Metazoa; Chordata; Actinopteri; Spariformes; Sparidae. Gene Ontology annotation, molecular function: DNA-binding transcription repressor activity, RNA polymerase II-specific; RNA polymerase II cis-regulatory region sequence-specific DNA binding. The transcript is spliced from 28 exons. Gene Ontology annotation, biological process: regulation of transcription by RNA polymerase II.
GCUCCAACUAAACAUUGAAAUACACCGGCCUGCCUACAUAUGUUCCGUCUUCUCUCUUCUUGCUUCUGAACAGUUAUCGGACACAGAUCACCGACCCUACGAGCUGUAAACCUAACAACACGUUACGUGAAAGUGACCAGGUAGGCAGAGCCCAUGAGUCGCAGUCGGAACCCCCCUCCCCGGGGUCAAGGGGCAGCGCGAGCCAAACAGAUGGGGCUGCUCCUUGACCUGUCCCCGGACGGAGGGAUGAAUGAUGAGGGAAAUGAUGACGAGCUGGAGGCAGAGCUGCUGAACCUGGUGGGAGGCGGAGGAGGAGGGGGGAGAUCACAAGGGAGGAAAAGUGAAGGCAAAACUCCUGUUGCAAUGGCGGAAAUAGAGCGAAUGGCAGCUCUUUGUAUGAAGGAUCUGGAUGAUGAGGAAAUGGGGGAUGAUGAUUUGGACGAUGAGGAUCUUCUGGCAGAACUGAAUGAGGUUUUAGACGAUGACGAUGAACAAACUCCUGCUCCCACUCCUCCUGCCGUCACUCCACCUGCUGCCAAAGCGAGCGUUACAUCCCACUCUGCUCCUCCUGCUGCCCCCAGUGGUGCAAGUGGGGUGGAAUCCCGUCUGUUGGAGCGCAUUGACAUGUAUGUGACAGCCAUUUCCAAUGCCAAAGCUGCAGGGGAGACAAGUAAAGUUCGAAGAUAUGACCGUGGGUUAAAGACACUGCAGUCCAUGCUGACAUCUGUCAGGAGAGGAAAACCAGUCAGUGAGGAGGAGAUGCCGCCUCCUGUUGCUCUCGGUGGAAAGGCCAACGUCACAGCCGAGUCUGAACCGAUUAAGGAGCGAGAACUGCCUCAGCCUGAGUUGAUGCCUUCUCCUCCCACAAAUCAGAAACCACUGAGGGAGGCUCCGCCACCAGCUCCUAAUGCAAAGCCACUGCUUCUGACCCCACCCCAGAAACAAGCUGUUGCUAUCACCCCAGAAACACCUGCCAUCUCUCCACUCACCCCCAGCCAGCCUGACACACAGCAUUCAGAGCUCAAACAGGCAGUGUUGGACAGACAGCGGGAGUACAAGAUGGCCGCCAUACAUGCCAAACAGGGUGGCGAGAUUGACCUGGCUAAGCAGCACUAUCUCACUGCCAAGAAGCUGGAUAUGCUAGUGGAGGCAAUGGACAGAGAUGAACCAGUAGACCUGAGCUCACUGCCUCCUCCCCCUGGAGAGGUAGUAGCAGAACACCGUGCACCUCCUCCUCCUCAGUCUUCCUCUAAACCUGCUGCCCCCGCUGCUCCUGCACCAACACAGGUGGCCACUGCUGAACUUCCUGCUCCCAGCAGUGUGGCAGAAGCCCUGCAGCAGAGGAUGGACAUAUACAAAUCAGCAGCAGAGGGAGCCAAGAGCAAAGGAGAUGAUCGCAAGGCUCGCAUGCACCAGCGCAUUGUCAAGCAAUACCAGGAUGCUAUCAAGGUUCACAAAGCCGGAAGACCUGUAAGCUUGUCGGACCUCCCUGUGCCACCAGGCUGUCCACCACUUCAGGGCUCAGAGGGGGGUCAGCAGAACUUCAUGGGUGUCCUGGAAACUGCAAUGAAAAUAGCUAAUCAGGAUGCAGACGGAGAAGAUGAAGAAGAGGAUGGACAAAAAGAGGCUGCCAGGCCUGCAGUGCGUCCACCCGCUCAGAAAGCAAAGUCUCCAGCUCCUCAGGCUCCUGGAGGCUCCUCAGCUGUAAAACUGGGACCUAAAGCUCAGCAGCAAGUUGAUUUCCUGUUGCUAAGGCGACAGGCUUUUUUGCGUGCAGCACUGCGCUCCAAACAGAUGAAGGACAUGACGGGAGCGGCACAACACCUCAGACAUGCCAAGGGACUGGACCCCAUGAUCACCGCUGCUAAGUCUGGCCUGCCUGUCGAUAUCAGCAAGAUUCCCACUGCUCCGGUCAGUGAGGAGGACUAUUCCCUGGCUCGCUCCCGUACCUCCCCUCUCUCCCCGCGCUCCAGCGAACAGUACCGCGGCCUGAUGGAUCAUUUGCGGAAGCAGCAUGAGAAAUGUCUGGGUUACUGUCAACAGUUCAUAACUCUGGGCAGUGUGGCUGAGGCUCUGAAGUUUGAGAGACUGUCUGAGGAGUGUAUGAAGAACAUAGAGACACUGAAGAAUGCCCACGCCAAGGGCCAGCCUGUCCCCAAGUGCCGCACAGAGGAGAGGACUGUCAACGCUGUCAAGAUCCACUCCAACCUGACGCCUAAUGAGCUGAUGCUGUUCAUCAUCAGAGGCAUCAACCUACCAACUCCCUCAGGUGUCUCACCGAACGAUCUGGAUGCCAGUGUGAAGUUUGAGUUUCCUUUUCCCAGUGCGGAGGAGGCUCAGAGGGACAAAACCAGCACAGUAAAGAACAGCAGCAGUCCUGAGUUUAAGGAACAGUUCAAACUUAAUAUCAACCGUGGCCACCGAGGCUUCAAACGAGUCGUCCAGUCCAAAGGCAUCAAGUUUGAAAUUAUCCACAAGGGAGGUCUGUUUAAGACAGACAAAGUGGUGGGCACAGCUCAGCUGAAGCUAGAGGCUCUGGAAAACCACUGUGACAUCAGAGAGAUCAUCGAGGUGAUGGAUGGACGUAAAGCUACAGGUGGCAAAUUGGAGGUGAGGGUGAAGAUCAGAGAGCCUUUAUCAGGAGUUGAUGUCCAUCCCGUGACAGAGAAGUGGCUGGUUCUCGAUCUCGUGUCUUCCCUUUCUCCUCCAGAGAGACAAAAGGAACGGGCUCCAUCUCCUCGGUCUAAACCCCGACAUGAAGCGAGCAGUAGGAGCAGCCAUCCCAGCAACUCCCCUCCACAGUACAAACUCCACAGUUUCAGCCUCCUCAACUACGACAGGGAGCGGCUGGAGAGAAAGAUAGCAGAGUACCGUAAGGCACGACGGGAUCCACCAUCUGACCUCAUCCAUCAACACAAGGAGGUCAACCACAGACUGCAGUGGCAGAAAGCACAGCUGGAGCGAGGCUCCCCUGCUCUGCUGUCAGAGUAUGAAAAUGUGCUGCAGCGUUUAGUCCAAGGACUUGCUGAUUCUGUGAAGAAAUUCUCCAGCCAAGGAAACAGGGACGCUGCCAAGGAUGUACUGGGCAGGUUGAAGUUGGUGGAGAGUGAGCUGGAAUCGCUGAAAAGGAAACGCUCCGGAUGAGAGGAGAGUGAGGAGCGCCGAGACUUGGCUGAAAUACUGUUAUAUCAUCUCUCUCUCAUACACACUCAUAUACAAACACUACAGUGGGUACUUAAAGCACCUUGAGCAUGAUUCUGUGCUGCUCAUGUCCAUGACAACUGCAUGAACCAGCCUGAUGAUUCUGUCAAUUGAUCCUAUAACUUGUGUCACUUGUGGUUACUCGCCUGCCACAGUAAUUAAGAACACAUCUGUAGCUACAAAGGGACACAGGAAUUAAAGCAAAGCAUUAAGAUGUGUUUAAUAGAGAUGAGAGAGGCGGGUUUAUUUGCACUUCAACCAGACAAACGCUACAGAAAGCUGCUUCUAAAGUAUGGCUUUACAGACUUUAUCUGCACUCUGUUAAUUGUUUUUUUUUAUUCCUGUCUUUCCUUUGAGAGGUGUUAGUGAAGAUUUGUCAGAAGAGUUAAAGUUUUACAUUUGAUACCAGCUCAACAGUCUUUUGGUGUCCAUAGAUGACCAAAAAUUGUGUGUGUGCAUGUGUCCAUGUGUGCACGUGCUCUCAAGUGUGCUUAACCAAUGGACUGAGGUGUUUUUAACCCCUUUUCCCAUAUUUUAUGUGUGUAAUGAGCUUAAUCUAAUCUGUCUGCUCCAGUGUUCCCAGAUUACAGUAAUCUGCUCCGUUUGGAGUGGUGUGAUAUGGGAAUAAAAAAACGGGGCUUCGGGGCACCACAGCCUACAUCCCAUAAUGAGGGAUUAGUGUUUGUGUCACCAAGGAGACGACUAGAUCAGACGUUGAGUCGCUUUUGGGGCUGGGGAGAGGGGGUGUUAACGGCGUGCUGUGAAUGAGGCAGAAGCUAAGCUCCACAAAAGGAUUGCUUCUUCUUCAUCAGCUGUUUCUUCUUUGUUGUCUUCUUCAUCUUCACUUUCUUCACACUAAUUCCUUCCCAUAUAUUCAGAGAUUAUUCAGAGUUAUGAGUAAUAGGGUGCGCCGCUCGGAUUUUCUUUGCACCCUUAAACAAUAUUAAGUCAUUGUGCUGUCGACUAGAAAAUAAUUAAGAGUUGCUGUGUCAGUGUGCAGCUAUUUUUCCACAGAUUUUGGCAUAUGCAGUUUACAAAACCAGAUUCUGUCCCAUUGAGCUCUGCAGUGGCAGCACAGUAGAUGCUGAACAGUCUGCCCACAGAAAGACAACCCAAUAUGUGUCAGUAAGGCUGGGUAAUUGCUCAUUUCUAUUUCUGUUCCCUCAUAGACAUCCCUGUCAGAGGCAUCCUUUAGUUAGCAUUCCUCAUAGCUACAUUUUCAAGUCACAGGGACAUAAUUCUGACCAACUUGAUACAUUUUAAUUAUGCGUGAUGAGCGCUGGCACCUUAAUCAUUUUGCCACAACAACACAACAUGUACAAAAACAGUAAUGAGACAAAUGUGUCCUACUCCUGCCGUGUGUUCUCCACUCUAUUUCGAACUCUGGACAGAUGUUUCCUCUGUGUUUGACAGCCUGCUAACCACACAGCAGAUGACAGCAGAUGCUGUUGAUCCAUGUUGAUCGCAUGUGACCAGAAUGUAGCAGACAACCUUAAACAAGCCUUACUGUAUGUAUUCAUUUGACUCUUCAGUGUGGAUGAUGGCUUUUAACCCCACUAAUAGUUUUUUUUUUUUUUUUUUGUCACGUGACACAGCCGAGGAUCAUGUGUUUGCUUUAAUCCACCCACUGCCUCACCCCAUUAGCAAAUAAUCCAGGUUAACGUUGACCUGAUGUGGCCAUGCAUAGUCUAUGUUGAUUUUUAUGUCACCCACCCCCCGCUUUUUUUUUUUUCUUAAUCUCCCUGAACAUAUCUUCCGACUCUUAUGGUCCUUUCAAUUAGAUGAUAUUGUUUUAGAUGGGAUGGGAUACAGCUUAUCUCGACAUAAUAUAACCUUGACUUUUAAUGGGAGGACACUUGAAGGACUAAGCCAAUGUGUUUGCAAGUUUUAGCUCCUUAACUACUGUACAAGUCGUGCACGCUCAGUUUUUCACUGCAUGCAGGACAAUUUCAGAUUGGAUUUAUUUUUCCUACUGUUUCAAGUCGCCGUUAAUUUUGAGAUCUUUAAACUUGCUUGAGUUUAAACCAAAUAUUUGGCCCACUGAGUUGUUGUAUUCAUCACAUGAAACAUCACGUCUGCAUUAAUGUUUGUCUGUGGUGCAGUUUAAGUGCAGAUUUGUUAGAAAAGUGCUGCAUUAAUGAUUGAAGAUUAAGAUAAUGUAACUUUGACAAAAUAAGUGCUCAGUCAAUGGAACUCGAGCAAAACUUUCAAGAGACUGCUAAUUGGUAUUCAAAGUGUGUGAAAACACUGUUAUUUAAGGCUGCAACUACAUGUAAUUUAAAUAUUGAUUCCUAUGCUGAUUAUGGUUUUGAUUUAUAGAUUUAUUUAGAUUUAUAGAAGAAUACCUCUUACAGUUUCCUAAACCCCAAAGCAGCAGCUUCAAAUGUUUUAUUUUGCCUGACUGAUGCUUCGAAACCCAAAGAGGUAUUCAGAUUUCAGUCACAUGGGAUGAAGAAAAGCAGCGAAUCCUCAUGAUUCAUAAACUGAAUAUAGUGAAUUUGGCGUUCUGGCUCGAAAAAUAUCAACAUUUCUUAACUACAGAAAGAUGAGCUGUGACGUAAAUUACAUGUGGUUUGUAGUUAAUGGGCUAAAACAUGCAAAACUCUGGUUUUAACACUCCUCAACACAAAAACUGCAAAGGUUCAGCACCCCCUUCUUUCACUCCAAAACCUUUGACCUCAUGCCACCUCAAACACACAUACACACACACAAGCCUGCCACAUCACCCUAUGCAGUGAGUAACCUCGUGGCCUCUAUGGCUGCCCUGUCGUCAUGGCAACAAGCUCAUCAGCAUUCAACAUGGUGUUUGGAUGGUCAGGACCUGGGAAGAGGGACAUAUUGUAAAAGUUUGUCCUGCUGGUGACUCACACUCCUUUCUCGCAUUCAGAGGACACCACACACACUCUCACACUCCUUUUUUAUUUCUCUGUACUUGUGGUUAACCUUUGCUGUUAUCUGACUACACUCCAAUUGGUGGAUUGUUUGUGAUUAUCAUCAUAAUUUGUGUCCUGAUCAGCUGCAGUUAAGAUGCAUUCAUGCGGGCUUGGGAAAAUCCUGUAGUUGAAACCUUCUGACAUUUUUUUUAUCUUUUAAGUCAUGUAAGGGCAAUCAAUAUAAAUGUAAUAUUUAUAUACAUUAUAUACAUACAUAAGCACUGUCUCUAUUUUUAAGUGUAAGUCAUGAUGAUUUGUGCAGUUCAAAAGGGGGAAUGUAUGAAGGCCUGAUUGUUUAGGCUUUAUUAUGAGGUUGGUGUUAACAUGAAUAAAAUGGUGAAAAAAGCAGA